Messenger RNA from Ostrea edulis (European flat oyster), 2074 nucleotides. RefSeq lists its product as uncharacterized. Lineage: Eukaryota; Metazoa; Mollusca; Bivalvia; Ostreida; Ostreidae. Gene Ontology annotation, molecular function: protein binding. The transcript is spliced from 7 exons. The record is from RefSeq and is a predicted model, not a curated record. The coding region runs from base 319 to 1953 and encodes 544 amino acids.
UACAGAUCGGCGCCAUAACCCAGUCACCAUCGUCGGAUAUUAGUCCCCGAGAAGAAAGUUCAGAUCCACGACUUGUGGUGCUGUAUUUUGUUGAGUAUUUUCUUUUGAAAAAAAAAGGUUUGAUUUCAUUGAAAUAUGGAUAUGUAUUAUUUGAAGGGACUAUUGUGAAAAUUGUAUGUCUGAAGCAUCACUUGAUUUACGUCACGAACGGACAAAUCAAAACUAGCAUGCUAUUGUAAAACGGCAAGUGCUUUAUGUACAAUAUUGACAACCAGUGUUUAAUUACCUGUAUUGACUAUCAGCAGUGUUUAAUUAACAAUGUUGACUAUACUGAAAUGUUUGAUAAGCAAUGUGGAUGCAAUGGAUAUCGUUUACUGGAGUUUUAUCUUUCUGAGUCUUCGUUAUGAAGUUUCAGCACAGUAUCUGGAGAUACAAGCCAAACCCACUAUCGUAGACCCAACACAGGAUGAUCUGGUUAUCCUCUGCUCUACCACGGCAGCAUCGGAUAUUGAAGAAGUGUACACAAUACAGUUAAAGAAGAACACUUCCGGUACAAUAAGUUACGGAGUUGCCGUUUCUUCCGUUGAACCAGUGUGGUUUGACACUGUCUUACAAACCAGGGCUACCGCCAUAGGCUCCACAAAUCCUCCAUCUGCGGCUUACCUGAAGUUCACCAUACCCAAGGCUAACAUUCACUGUCCAGACGACUUCACUGAGUACUGGUGUCAGAUGUAUAUGAUUCUCAACGGAACGAACAGUUCCACUGGUUCGGAUCAUGAAGAUACCAAUCACAUAUCCGUUUCCUAUAAAUUAGAACCCACAUUUAUGGAGAAGAUGCGUGUUCGGAUUCUGGGAGAAGUUACCGAUACAGCCAAUAGAAAGUUUGCAGUAGGAACUGCACUCCAGCUGACCUGUACAGGGGAGGUGGGCAGUGAACCAAAUAAUACGAUAAGAUGGUGUUUUAAGACUGCAUACGCUUUCAUCUUCACGCCGCUUCCUCACGUUCCGGUCCUCUCUGAUGCCUCACCCUCGGGAUGCCAAUACAUUCGCUCCAGUACCGUCACAUACAACAUGACUAACAGCGACAUCUUCACACAGUUCUUGUGUGAGUCUGGUACUCCUGGCCUGUGUGAAACUGGAACAGCCAAACAGUACCUUAAAAUCACCUCAGCCCAGCCCUCUUUGAUUGAGACGCCCCGAGUCCGAAUAGUCGGAGAGUUUUCUGAUACUGCACAGAGACAGUUUUCAGUGGGAACCGCUGUUCAGUUGACCUGUACGGGACAGACCGGGAGCGACCCAAGAUCUACAAUUCGAUGGUGUGCCAAGACGGCAAGUGCUUUCACCUUCACGGGGCUACCUCAGACCCCUAUCCACUCCGAAGCUUCUCUCUCCGGAUGUCAAUACACUCGUUCCAGUACCAUCACCUACACUCUGACUAACAGCGACACCUACACAGAGUUCCUGUGCGAGUCUGGUAAUUCCGGUCUGUGCGAGACGGGAACAGCCAAACAGUACCUCAAUAUCACAGUUUCUCCUGCAGCAGUCACGUCCUCCACACCGCCCCCGCAUCAACCCGUCGCAUUUUACGCCAGGAUGGCAUCCACUACUCCCCUUCAACAUGACCACCAGACUCUCAUCUUCAGCAAAGUGAUCACGAAUUCCGGAGACAACGGACGUGAUGGUGUCUUCACGGCGCCGCUAGAUGGCGUGUACGGCUUCAUAUGGGUGACACGAUCGCAUGCCGCAGAGUUUCACCUAAUGGUCAAUAACGAUAAAAUCGGAUCAAGUCGCUCUUCCGCCGAUUCUGAUGGGUCAAUAAGCGGAAACGUUAUUGCGCAUGUCAAUAAAGAUGAUAUGGUAUUCCUCAGGGCCUCCACUAUUGGUCACGUGACCGGGAGGGUAAUCAGUGAUGAACACGGGGCAUCCACAUUCUCGGGAUGGAUCAUCCGAUAACCGGUGCACAUUGUUAGUCAUCCGAUAACCGGUACACAUUGUUAGUCAUCCGAUAACCGGUGCACAUUGUUAGUCAGGUCUUUAUUUCCACUUCAUAUGGAAUAAAAUACAAAUCAAUUAC